Drosophila grimshawi is the source of this 2457-nucleotide messenger RNA. RefSeq names its product poly(U)-binding-splicing factor half pint (gene hfp). Gene Ontology annotation, biological process: alternative mRNA splicing, via spliceosome; mRNA splice site recognition; regulation of alternative mRNA splicing, via spliceosome. Gene Ontology annotation, cellular component: precatalytic spliceosome; catalytic step 2 spliceosome. Bases 156 to 2087 code for a protein of 643 amino acids. Lineage: Eukaryota; Metazoa; Arthropoda; Insecta; Diptera; Drosophilidae. The record is from RefSeq and is a predicted model, not a curated record. Gene Ontology annotation, molecular function: RNA binding. The transcript is spliced from 5 exons.
GCGGCGAUACUGGUAUCGAUACAAAGCAAGUACUUUUUCGUCGUAUCCAUUUUUCUUGACGUCACGUCAGUUUUUCGCAAAAAAUAAUUCAACUUGUAUUUAAACAACAUAAUUCAUAGCUAAAUACACAAAACAAAGUUAUAUUUGUGCAAUUAAUGAGGAUGGGCAGCAACGACAGAGCCUCCAGAUCGCCACGUUCGGAUGACCAGCGCGAAAUCGGCGAAAUGCCAGUCACAAAGAGGUCGCGUUCUGACUCGGGCAAGUCAGCGGAUACGAAAAUUCCCUACCUUUCGCAGCCACUGUAUGAUCUGAAACAGACGGGUGAUGUGAAAUUUGGACCCGGUACGCGUUCCGCUCUCCUCGGACUGCUCGGUGGUGCAUUGCCCAAGUUGACAUCGGAACAGCAUGAUCUCGUCAGCAAGGCCAAAAAGUAUGCCAUGGAGCAGAGCAUCAAGAUGGUCCUGAUGAAGCAAACCCUCGCCCAUCAGCAACAACAGUUGGCCACCCAGCGUACCCAGGUGCAGCGACAACAGGCCUUGGCCCUCAUGUGCAGGGUAUAUGUGGGCAGCAUUUCGUUUGAGCUCAAGGAGGACACCAUAAGGGCCGCCUUUACGCCAUUUGGUCCUAUUAAAUCGAUCAAUAUGUCAUGGGAUCCGAUCACACAAAAGCACAAGGGAUUCGCGUUUGUCGAGUAUGAGAUACCGGAGGGAGCGCAAUUGGCGCUGGAGCAGAUGAAUGGUGCCCUGAUGGGUGGACGCAACAUUAAAGUGGGCCGGCCGAGUAAUAUGCCGCAGGCGCAACAGGUCAUCGAUGAGGUGCAGGAGGAAGCAAAGAGUUUCAAUCGCAUCUACGUGGCCUCCAUUCAUCCCGACCUGUCGGAGGAUGACAUUAAGAGUGUGUUCGAGGCAUUUGGUCCGAUUCUAUAUUGCAAACUGGCGCAGGGCUCGUCUGUGCACACACACAAGGGCUACGGCUUCAUCGAGUAUGCCAACAAACAGGCCAUGGACGAGGCCAUUGCCAGCAUGAAUCUCUUCGAUUUGGGCGGCCAACUGUUGCGCGUUGGACGUUCGAUAACGCCGCCGAAUGUGCUGUCUUGUCCAACAACGAAUUCAACAAUGCCAACGGCAGCUGCUGUUGCCGCCGCAGCAGCCACGGCCAAGAUACAGGCCUUGGACGCGGUGGCUAGCAAUGCGGUAUUAGGUCUAUCGCAGAAUACACCGGGUCUGGGCAUUGCGGCCAAGGUGAACGCGAUGCCGGUGGUGAGUGCUGCAACAUCGGCUGCUGCCCUCCAUCCCGCACUGGCGGCGCUGCCGACAGCGCCCACAGUUUCAGCAUUGCUGCCGCCAGGCAUAUUCCAGGCACCGGGCUUGGGUGGACCCAGUUUGCUGGGCAUGCCGCCCGUUGGUUUGCCCGCGCUUCAGAGUGUGGCACCCACACUGCCGCCACCCGCGCUGCUCGCAACGCCGCCAACGGUGGUCGCCUUGGCCAGUGCGGUGUCCGCCGCCGGUGCAGCCACCGUGCCACUUGGAGGCGUCGUCGUCGAGGCCAGCAAUGGUGCGCCAGCAGCGGUGCUCUCGGCAGCUGCAAAUAAUGCAGCGGUAACCGCAGCGAAUCUGUCGGAGAACAUUAAAAAGGCGCAGGAGAAGCAGCAGGAGGAGCUGCAAAAGAAGCUAAUGGAUGAGGGCGAUGUGCAGACGUUGCAGCAGCAGGAGAACAUGUCCAUUAAGGGUCAGAGUGCACGUCAGCUGGUGAUGCAGAGGCUGAUGCGGCCACAGGACUCGCGUGUCAUCAUCUUGCGAAACAUGGUCGGACCCGAUGAUGUCGAUGAGACGCUGCAGGAGGAGAUACAGGAGGAGUGCAGCAAGUUUGGCAUCGUUAGUCGUGUCAUCAUUUUCAAUGAGAAACAAACGGAGAACGAGGACGAUGACGAGGCGGAGAUUAUUGUUAAGAUAUUUGUUGAAUUCUCAGCGGGCGUUGAGGCGAUGCGUGGCAAGGAUGCGCUCCAUGGACGCUUCUUUGGUGGACGGCGAGUCGUCGCUGAAUUAUAUGACCAGUCCCUUUUCGAUCAGGGCGAUCUGUCCGGGUAGACGAUGGAGUGAAUGAAAGAGAGAGUGGAGAGUGGAUUACGAUUACGAUUAUGAUUAUGAUCUUUAAGCUUAUGGAUUCGGACCUUCAAUUGGCAGCAAGCAACAGCCUUUUUUACUUAGAACUCAAACGAACAAUUAUUUAUUACUUUACUUUUGAUGCGCACGCGAGUCACAAGAUUUGUACAUUUUUCCGAAACGAAUCGAGACGAAUGGGAAAAGCACAGUAUCUAUUAUAAUAAUACGAUGUAAUGAUGGGCAAUUGGAAAAGAGUAAGUUGAGAGUGAUUUAGGUUUUAACGCGGUCCGCAAAGAUCCAAGCAAUUGUCGCCAGUUCUGUAUAAAUAUAAGCAGCCAGUUUGCAAGUGAUUUAA